GGUGUCAAGAGGAUGAGCUCUGAUUUCCCUUUUGAAGCAAUGAAGGCUCUCAGAGAAUUCUUGCGAGACAUCCUCCGAGACAUGAUCAUCAUCACAGAGCAUGGAAGGCGCCACACAGCCACUGUGAUGGAUGUCCUGCUGGCACUGAAGCGAAAGGGCAGG
Coccomyxa subellipsoidea C-169 is the source of this 162-nucleotide messenger RNA. RefSeq lists its product as hypothetical. Lineage: Eukaryota; Viridiplantae; Chlorophyta; Trebouxiophyceae; Coccomyxaceae. Gene Ontology annotation, molecular function: structural constituent of chromatin; protein heterodimerization activity; DNA binding. The annotation marks the transcript as partial. The record is from RefSeq and is a predicted model, not a curated record. The transcript has a single exon.